GCUCUCCUGUCGUCCCAUGACAGCGUGGCUCAGUCAGAUUAUGGACCCGUCUUACUGCCGCUGCCUGACGAGUUACCUGAGGAGGAGGAGGCCAUGAGGAUCGUUUGCCUGGUGAAGAACAACCAGCCGCUGGGGGCGACGAUAAGGAGGGACGAGGAGACGGGAGGGAUCUACAUCGCCAGAGUGAUUCAUGGAGGACUGGCCGACCGCAGCGGACUCCUCCAUCCUGGGGAUCUGGUCGUGGAGGUGAACGGUAACCCGGUGCUGGGUCUGGAGCCGGAGCAGGUCAUCCAGAUCCUGAUCCAAUCUCAGGGAACGAUCCUGUUUAAGGUCGUUCCAAACGCAGCUCAGAGCAGCAGCAGCAACGUGUCGGUGUACAUGAAGGCGAUGGUGGACUACUGCCCCCUGCAGGACUCCUCCAUCCCCUGUCCGGAUGCAGGGAUGGCGUUCAGCAGAGGAGACCUGCUGGAGGUGGUGGACCAGUCGGACGGACGGUGGUGGCAGGCCAGGAAGCUGCCGUGUUCCGUGUCCUGCGCUGGACUCAUUCCCUCUGCCAGCAUGUUGAAGAGUAAACAGAGGGAGCAGUGGUGGACUCAGCCUCCCCCGGGCCACACCUGCAUCCGGCCCUUGACGCUGGCUGAGAGCGAGGACGACACUGAUGACAAACGCACCCUCACAGAUGUGGAAGAAAUGAAUUUUGAUGAAGCUGAUUCUGAUGUCACUGAUGGAAUCUACCUGGCUGGUUUCCGUCGUACUUUCCGUCUGUGGAGGAGAACGUCUUUCAGGAGGAGACGACAGUCCUGCACCUCCUGCUCCCCCAACAGCAGCACUCUGUCCACCCCUUAUGAGGAGGUGGCUCUGUACCAGCGCCCCCCGCAGGAGAACCACCGCCUCAUCAUCCUUGUUGGGGCCUCAGGAGUCGGAGUUAGUGAACUGAGGAAGAGACUCAUCAAACUGAACCCGUCGACCGUCCAGGGACCCGUACCUCACACCACCCGUCCAAUCAGAGCGGGGGAGCAGACAGGAAGAGAGUACCACUUUGUCACCAAAGAGUUGUUUGAGUACAUGGUCUGUAACCACAGGUUUGUGGAGUACGGUGAAUAUAAAGCUCACCUGUACGGGACGAGCAUUGACGCCAUCGAUGACGUGCUGAAACGAGGACGAAUGUGCAUCAUCGACGUGGAACCACAUAGCAUCCAGCCGCUGAGGACGAGGAAACUGAAGCCUUACGUGAUCUUCAUCAAAGUCCCCGACCCAGAGAGACUGAGACAGACGAGGAGAGACGCACGACUCAUCACUAACUGCAGCAUCAACAGAGCUUUCACAGAGGACGACUUCAUGGAGCUGGAGGGGACGUCCCACAUGAUGGAGACAAAGUACAAACAGUUGUUCGACAGCGUGCUGGUGAACGAUGAGCUGCAGGACGCCUGCACGCAGCUGUGCUCCAUCAUCCAACAGGCUCAGAACGAGCCUCAGUGGAUUCCUGUGAGCUGGAGCCGAACAGAGGCGUAG
Molecule: messenger RNA, 1512 nt
Organism: Paralichthys olivaceus (Japanese flounder)
Lineage: Eukaryota; Metazoa; Chordata; Actinopteri; Pleuronectiformes; Paralichthyidae
Source: RefSeq, a predicted model, not a curated record